UUAUUUCCCAGUUGCUCAGGGAGGCAUGGGCAACGUAGAAGCAAGCAUGGCUCUGUUUUUCCUCAGCCUGUGGCUCCUCUUGGGGGCUUGCUUUGGGUGCCAGCAUCCCCUCUGUCAGUGCUCGGACAGAAUGGCAUUCAUCUGUCAGGAGAGUGAGGUGACCUAUGUACCACGGGACAUCCCCAGGAAUUCCACUGAACUGAUAUUUUUCCUCACCAAAAUAAGAAUCAUCCCCAAAGGAGCUUUCUCGGGAUUUGGAGAAGUGGAAAAAAUAGAAGUCUCUCAAAAUGAUGCACUGGAAACUAUAGAAUCAGAUGUUUUCUCCCACCUACCCAAGCUUUAUGAAAUAAGGAUUGAGAAAGCAAACAAUCUUGUGUAUAUUGAUAGACAUGCAUUCCAGAAUCUUCCCAGUCUCAGAUAUUUGUUGAUAUCGAAUACUGCCAUCAGAUUUUUGCCUGUUGUUAACCAAGUACAUGCUUUGCACAAAGUUGUGUUAGAUAUUCAAGACAACAUAAAUAUUCGCAAAAUUGAAAGAAAUUCAUUUCUGGGCCUAAGUUCUGAUCGUGUUGAUAUAAGACUGAAUAAAAAUGGAAUAUGUGAAAUUGAAAACCAUGCCUUCAAUGGGACUAUCUUGUCUGAGCUAAAUCUGAGUGAUAAUUAUAACCUAGAAAAGUUACCUAAUGAAGUUUUCCAAGGAGCUCAUGGACCAGGUUAUUUGGAUAUUUCUGAGACAAAAAUCAGUCAACUACCAAACAUUGGUCUAGAGCACAUUAACAAGUUGGUAGCGAAAUCUACAUACAACUUAAAAAAGCUCCCUCCCUUGGACAAGUUCCAUGCUUUGAUUGAGGCAAACCUCACAUAUCCAAGCCAUUGCUGUGCAUUUGAAAAUCGGACUAAACAAAAUUCUGUGAUCCACCCUAUAUGCAAUAAAUCUGCACUUUCAGAAGAGUCUGAUGAGCUCAGUUUUGAGCUGGAUGAAAAUGAUUACUAUCAAGCUCUAUGUAGAGAAGAAUUUAAAGUGGCUUGCUUCCCAGAGCCUGAUGCCUUCAACCCAUGUGAAGACAUAAUGGGCCACAUAAUUCUCCGAGUUCUCAUAUGGUUCAUCAAUAUCUUGGCCAUCAUGGGGAACCUUGUUGUGCUCAUCAUUUUAGUUAGCAGCCAAUACAAGCUCACUGUCCCUCGAUUCCUUAUGUGUAAUCUUGCAUUUGCUGAUCUUUGCACAGGUAUUUAUUUAUUAUUGAUUGCCAUCAAAGACAUGCAGAGUAGAACUCAGUAUUAUAACUAUGCUAUUGACUGGCAAACUGGGGCUGGUUGCAAUACAGCCGGUUUUUUCACUGUGUUUGCAAGUGAACUCUCCGUAUACACUUUAACCGUCAUCACAUUAGAACGAUGGCAUACCAUCACCUAUGCUAUGGAACUAGACCGCAAAGUCCGCUUCCGACAUGCAGUGGUAAUUAUGUUGGUAGGAUGGGUCUUUGCCUUCACAGUGGCCCUCCUUCCCAUAUUUGAAGUCAGCAGCUACAUGAAAGUUAGCAUCUGCCUACCUAUGGAUAUCGAAACGCUGCUUGCCCAAACCUACGUCAUGUUUUUGCUGAUAUUAAAUAUUCUUGCAUUUGUUAUCAUCUGCUCCUGCUACAUCAGCAUCUACUUCACGGUGAGGAAUCCCAAUGUUUUCUCAUCCAAUAGUGACACCAAGAUUGCCAAACGCAUGGCCAUACUGAUCUUCACAGAUUUCCUUUGCAUGGCACCAAUCUCCUUUUUUGCCAUUUCAGCAUCACUCAAGGUCCCUCUGAUCACUGUGUCCAAUUCAAAGAUCCUCCUUGUUUUGUUCUACCCCAUUAAUUCAUGUGCCAAUCCAUUUCUUUAUGCUAUCUUCACAAAGACAUUUCGCAGGGAUUUCUUCAUCCUACUAAGUAAGUUUGGCUGCUGUGAAAUGUACGCUCAGAUUUAUAGAACGGAAACUUCCUCUUCUGUUCAUACCUCCCAUAUGAAAAAUGGGCAUUGUACACCAGCUUCUAAAACCAGCGAUGGAACCAUUUAUUCAUUAGUGCCUCUGAAUCAUGUGAACUGAAGCAGAAUGGCUGUAAAUUUAUGUCAAAGGUUAUCAAAUGGUGAUCCUUGCUUCCUUGGGAAGAUGAAGGCAAUUACAAGAAAUGACAAAUAUUUUCCAUAAUCUCAAAUUGCUAUUUAGCUGUUUAGUUCUCAGGCAUACCACACAGAUAUAAAAUUCAGCUGAUGGGGUUAAAUGUAUCCUGUUUCCCCCAAAAUAAGACAUCCCCUGAUAAUAAGCCCAAUCGGGCUUUUGAGCGCAUGGCAAUAAGGCCAAGCGCUUAUUUCAGGGUUCAAUAAAAUAUAAGACAGGGUUUUAUUUUUGGGGAAACACGAUAGUUAUUAACAUGUGAUAUUAUUGCUGAAAUAUUUUGAUUUAGCCAACUUGAUAAAGCACAUAGUGUUAGCUGCAAACUUAGCUAUAUUUAAAAUAGAUUUAUUCAGAUCAAUGAGAAUUAUGUUCAUCAGUAACUUUAAAAAGUUCUCUACUUACUAUGACUAGCUCUGGAUCGAAGCUAUUUGUGAAUGUACUCUCCAAACUAAACUGAUUUUUUUUUUCAUGAUAGAGAUCCAAGUAAUAAUAUACUUUUGCUUACUAUGGACUUCUUUAAUGAGCAGAUAAAAUAAAUUUACACCAAGUUGACACUGGUGUAAUCUAGAUCAGAACUAUCUGCUACAACUAACAUCUUCAAAAUCUUGGGCAAGUUCAUUUUCCAGUAAUUUUCCUAUCUGAAAUCUCAUUAAAGAAUCUAACAAGCCAGAAACCAAACCUUUAUGUAUAAAAUGCAUGCUGUGUCACUCUUUUAGUAAGAUCUUCCUACAUUUACCUUAGCAAUAAAUGUCAAAUGCUCUGAGACUUAAUAAAAUUAGGUGAUCAAAUAUUGUACAUUGUUGGAACCAUAGAUCCUUGCUUCCCUUUUUUUACCAUUCUUCAGAUCAAAGAAACAUGAAAGCCAUCAAAUCCAUAUAAUGCAAAGGUCAGGAAUCUCCAAUUCAAAAGCAGAAAUCUCAAUCCAGAUCUUUGUGAAUUGUCAAAAAUAUAUCCCCUUUAUAGUCCAUUCUAAGUUACUUUUUCUGGUCUGUUCCUUGAUUACAAAGCUGAUGGAAGAAACGUCUAUAAGUUAUGAAAGGGAUUCCUGGCUACAGAUGGUUUGUUUGCUGUUGUUGGGUACUAAAUAAAAGAUUUGUCAAAUCCUUUUUUGCCUGCAAGAAUAGCAAAGGAACACUGCUUAACUAAGUACAUGUUCCCCCACACGACAGACCAAGGUAGGAAGAGGAGAGAUUACAGUUAGAAAAAUUAUAUAAUAAGUUAUCUUCCCCCUCCUUUCACAGUUAAAUGAUGGGUUCAGUAAACAUGAUAACAUGUGCGUAUUGCUAGGCCUGGACGAAAUGUUGAAUAAUUUGUUAAUGUUUAACUAAAUUAUUAUAGCUUAUAAUUUUGCCUUAAUGUGAUCUUAGUAAUCAUAAUAAAUGUAGAUAAUGGUUGGUAGCUGGAGAAGGCUCCUGCAUAUUCCUGGGACAGCAAAGAUGACUGGCAAGCAAGUGCUGGAAUGCAUAAUACCAGACAUGUCACUAGAAGGCAAAAUCACAAAACCUCAUCUUAUUUACUUUGGCCAUGACGUGGGGGAAUUCAUUGGAGAAAGCAUUUAUGUUUGGAAGUGUUAGCAGUAAAAGGAAACCAGGCCAUCAAAGAACAAGGUGGCUGGACACCAUCAAAGCUGACACCAACCAGAGCAUAGAAAAACUGAAAGAACUAGUGCAAGAUCAGAAGAUGUGGAGACACCUGGCCCACAGAAUUACCAAGAAUCAGAUUUGAUUGAAUGGAUAAUAUCAUCAUCAUCAAGAAAGCAGAACCUCUUAACUCCUAUUUUGCACAUAUCUUCUCAGAAUGGAAAUGGAUUAUAGUUAAGCCAUUGGAGAAAGAAUGGAUGAUCAAGGGCAGUUGUGAUAGCAUGGACUUCUUUUCUUGCCCCAGACUGUAGGACCAGAACCAAUGAAUUAAAGCUACAAGGAAAGAGUAGAAAAGACUUUUACAUGAAGUGAUGACCUGUCCUUCUCUGGAGGUGCUCAGACAGAAGUUGAAAGGCUAUCUGGCAGAGAUGCUAUAAUGGAUACUACAAUGGAUUGGACUAGAUCUUCUCAACCUCAGCAACUUUAAGAUGUUCAAAAGAAUUGUGGGCUAGACAAUGUUAAGGUCCCUUACAAUCUUAUGAUUUAGGAAACUAGAUUUUUUUUUUAAUUGUGGACAGUCAGCAUGGAUUCCAUAUUUUUAAAUAGACUGUUUUUGAUAUCUCCUGCUCAAAGAAUAAGUCAGAAAACAUUUUUCUUUGCAAUAAUAAUAAAAAUUCCAAAAAUGUUAA
Pantherophis guttatus is the source of this 4409-nucleotide messenger RNA. RefSeq names its product follicle stimulating hormone receptor (gene FSHR). The record is from RefSeq and is a predicted model, not a curated record. Gene Ontology annotation, molecular function: follicle-stimulating hormone receptor activity; G protein-coupled peptide receptor activity. Gene Ontology annotation, biological process: follicle-stimulating hormone signaling pathway; activation of adenylate cyclase activity; male gonad development. Lineage: Eukaryota; Metazoa; Chordata; Lepidosauria; Squamata; Colubridae. Gene Ontology annotation, cellular component: plasma membrane.